Lactuca sativa (garden lettuce) is the source of this 558-nucleotide messenger RNA. RefSeq lists its product as uncharacterized. Lineage: Eukaryota; Viridiplantae; Streptophyta; Magnoliopsida; Asterales; Asteraceae. Gene Ontology annotation, biological process: protein transport. Gene Ontology annotation, cellular component: membrane. The record is from RefSeq and is a predicted model, not a curated record.
AUGUAUGGAAGUGUUGGUCAACUUGGUGUUAGAAAUGCCAUUCUUAUAAUCGUUCAGUUAUGUUUUGCUGGGAUUUUUGUGAUCUGUUUGGAUGAACUUCUUCAAAAAGGAUACGGUUUAGGGUCUGGGAUUUCAUUGUUCAUAACUACCAAUAUCUGUGAAAGCAUUAUCUGGAAAGCAUUCAGCCCUACAACAAUUAACAGUGGACAUGGUGCUGAAUUUGAAGGAGCAAUGAUUGCAUUGUUUCAUCUUCUAAUCACUAGAUUUGAUAAAGUUCGAGCAUUAGGUGAAGCUUUUUAUAGGCAAAAUCUGCCUAAUGUGACUAAUCUGCUUGCUACUGUGUUGAUUUUCUUGAUUGUUAUAUACUUUCAAGGGUUCCGUGUUGUUUUGCCUUCUGCACUUGUUUCUAACCUUUAUUUCAUCUCUCAGUUGUUGCACAGAAAGUACAGUGGGAAUUUCUUGGUUAAUAUGUUGGGAAAACGGAAGGAGUCUGAAUACUCUGGUCAAUCCGUUCCAGUUGGUGGUCUUGCUUAUUAUGUUACUGCACCUUCAAGUUAA